AUGGACAGACGGUAUCUCUUUGAAAACAGUCUCCGCCAUGUCAAGCCCUAUUACCACGAGUACAAGACGCCAUACAAGCAAAGAUGGCACCACCGCUCGAUCCAGGAGAUUCUCACGCGCGAGUUGGGCCAAAACCAAAAUGUGGUGGAACAUGCGAUAGACCAGGGCCAUAUUUAUGUUUCUGCAAACAACGGGAAGGCUGGCGGCCCCGUCUUGAUGCGGUUUUCCGAGGCCCGGCAAAGGCUUCUCGAGCCGCACGAUGUCAUACACAAUAUUCAGCAUAUGCACGAGCCGUGUGUUUUGCAAGAGCCGAUUCUGAAGAGCCUAGAUACAACGACUUCUGUUGAUUCUGCAAGGGAUGGCACUUUGAAUGGCUCUGUUGGGGGUUCUCUCAAUGGGAUCGUCCAGAAAUGGCGCGUUGUGGAAAACACUCUUGUGUUGUAUGAAGACGAAAACAUUCUUGUGGUCAACAAGCCUGCUGGGGUUCCAACACAUCCGAACGGAAUAUUCCGCCGCAACUCCUUGACGGAGAUAGUUCGUUUUGAGUUGGGCGUAUCCGUGUAUCCCUGCCACAGACUAGACAAAGGAACUCUGGGUGUGUUGGUGUUGGCAAAGACGAAAACAGGCAAGAUGUUGCAAGAAGUUCUCCAAAACAAGAAAAGCCACGUGGAAAAAUGGUAUGUGGCCCGGGUUCGGGGAAAGUUCCCCUUUGCAUCGUGUUCUUAUACCAGCCCCGUUUUCAGCAUCAAUACUGCUGGCACAGGAUACUUGAACAUACCCAAUGCGGAGAGAGUUCCGGCUACGUCGUCUACCCACUUCAAAAUGGUGCUGUAUUCUCCUGAAUUGGACGAAAGCAUAGUGUUCUGUCGGCCUAUUUCGGGAAAAAUGCACCAGAUUCGGGUCCAUCUUCGAAAUAUGGGCUACCCUAUCUCCAACGACCCUUUGUAUAAUGCCGAAAAUGGGCUUGGUCACGCCAAAAAUCAGUUGGAAAAGGAAUUAUAUGCGCAAGUCCUUGCCGAGUGGCCGUGUUUCGGAAUAGAUAAGACCAUACGACCACCGGAAACUGUGGACGUCACGCCUUUUUUACUAAACGUGAAGCUGCGUAUUGAAGAGUUGGCUAGUGUUCGCAGAUCCGACGACGCCAAAAAAAUUGUCUCUACAUGUUCCGAAUGCCUCAGGCCAAUUUAUCAGACUAAACCGGACCCUGGAAUAUAUCUACAUGCGUGGAAAAUGGCGUACGAGGGCGACGUGUCUUUCUCUUUCCAGACUCUGUAUCCCGUGUGGAUAUUUGGCGUUUAG
Messenger RNA from Clavispora lusitaniae ATCC 42720, 1299 nucleotides. RefSeq lists its product as uncharacterized. Gene Ontology annotation, biological process: enzyme-directed rRNA pseudouridine synthesis. Gene Ontology annotation, molecular function: RNA binding; pseudouridine synthase activity. NCBI's taxonomy places the organism in Eukaryota, Fungi, Ascomycota, Pichiomycetes, Serinales, Metschnikowiaceae. The record is from RefSeq and is a predicted model, not a curated record.